CCAAGGCCCAGGAGAUUGAUCAGAGCAACGAGUUCAAGAAACUUCGAGAGUUUUGGAAGCAGCUGGGAAACCUGGGAGUAUUGGGCAUCACAGCCCCUGAAUACCAGCCAUGGGUGGGACCCAAGGAGCUUGGGGUCCAGGACUGCAGUAUGGCUCAAGAAUCAACAUUUUUUCCAUGUACAUCAGAGAUGUUAAGCGCGUUCAUCUUGUUGUUCAGCCAUCAUCACUCUCCUUUCCAAAUGUUUCCAUACCCUUAACAGAAGGUCAGUGCACUAGGAACUUCUAAAAAUGACUCUAGUCGGAUGACAUUUAAGGUAAGGAAGAAGUAGUUAGAAAUCAGAUGAAAACCCUUUCAAGGGGGAACCUUGGAAAGAAAGCUGGACAUGAGUUCUGGUUUCUGCAGGAUGUCCUGGUGGUUGUGGGCUUUCCUUCCUGGAGUUGUGGGGUCUGCCCCACUUUCCCUAGAGUCUAGGACUACCCAGGCUUCUUGGUCAGAGUGAGCAUGUGCAGAGACCCCAGCCAGGGUUCACCCAAACAGCAUGAUUUGGGAGUGGAGGGUUGGUACCAGAUGACCCAGGCACUUUAAUUUUGCAGCUGCUUCCAAGGUACCAACUUACUUUUUAUGGGGAGUUCAGAACCUCCCUACCAGCAUCCUUCCUGCCUUCUGCGGCGCAGCCACCCCCACAUUCUCUCUCAGGAUGUGGCUCCCCUCUUCCUUUCACGAGUCCCGGGUCUUUAGGCCCAGACCCGUGCUGUGAGAAGCUCACCUCCUUUCUCCUUUUGCACCCACACUCUUUGCUUUGUAGCCAUUCUUAGUGUUUUGGAUCCUUCCCCUUAGUGCGUUUCUGUUAAAUUCCAAGUCCUCUUCAUUUAUUCACUUGCUUCUGUGCUUCCGGAACUUUCUCAAGAGUGGGUGCUCUUGCCUACUUUAAGAGGUGCGUCCAGUAUAAAGCAAGAGUUGCAAUGACUGUUUUCUGAACCACAUGUCAGAGGACAAGGAGCAACAGGCGAAACCUAUUCCAUGAGCUUUUAAGCACAGUCCACGGAGUCAACCUGAUGGCCUUGCUAGAAGUAGUUUGGAAUAGGUUCUACAAGGAGGUGUAUUUUCUGCCAGUAAACAUAAGAUUCUUAUCAAUGUUCCAGUUUAACCUGUGCUGCUGCUUCCUCUCCCCUGUGCCACCCCCACCCCCAGUUCAGUAUGGUGGCUCAGGCCUGGGCUAUCUGGAGCAUGUCCUGGUGAUGGAAGAGAUAUCCCGAGCUUGUGGUGCGGUGGGACUCAGUUAUGGCGCCCACUCCAACCUCUGCAUCAACCAACUUGUGCGCAACGGGAGUGAGGCCCAGAAGGAGAAGUAUCUUCCCAAGCUAAUCAGCGGUGAGUACAUCGGAGCCCUGGCCAUGAGUGAGCCCAAUGCAGGCUCUGAUGUUGUCUCCAUGAAGCUAAAAGCAGAAAAGAAAGAUGAUCAUUACAUCCUGAAUGGCACCAAGUGCUGGAUCACCAAUGGCCCCGAUGCUGACGUCCUUAUCGUGUAUGCCAAGACAGAUCCUGCUGCUGUGCCAGCUUCUCGGGGCAUCACAGCCUUUAUCGUGGAGAAGGGCAUGCCUGGCUUCAGCGCCUCCAAGAAACUGGACAAGUUGGGCAUGAGGGGCUCUAACACCUCUGAGCUAAUCUUUGAAGACUGCAAGGUUCCCGCUGACAACAUCUUGGGCCACCUGAGUAAGGGUGUGUAUGUGCUGAUGAGUGGGCUGGACCUGGAGCGGCUGGUGCUGGCCGGUGGGCCGCUUGGGCUCAUGCAGUCCGUCCUUGACCACACCAUUCCCUACCUACACGUGAGGGAAGCCUUUGGCCAGAAGAUUGGCCACUUCCAGCUGAUGCAGGGGAAGAUGGCCGACAUGUACACCCGCCUCAUGGCAUGUAGGCAGUACGUCUACAAUGUCGCCAAGGCCUGUGACGAGGGUCACUGCACCCGCAAGGACUGUGCGGGUGUGAUUCUCUACUCGGCGGAGUGUGCCACACAGGUGGCCCUGGAUGGCAUCCAGUGCCUCGGUGGCAAUGGCUACAUCAAUGACUUCCCCAUGGGCCGCAUUCUGCGAGAUGCCAAGCUGUAUGAGAUCGGGGCCGGGACCAGUGAGGUGAGGCGGCUGGUCAUCGGCAGAGCCUUCAAUGCUGACUUCCACUAGCCCCGAGUCCUUUCAGCCCCUUUCCCAGCACCUAGAGGCCUUUCUUUGGAAGUAGACAGCUGGCAGCUCUCCCACCCUGCCCAAGGCAGGCCCCACUGCCCAGCUGCCCUUCUUGCCCCAGCGCUCUGACCUCUGCGUGAGGUCGAGUUCUCUGCAAUGGCUGCCAAGCACUGUGGGCCUCACAGCUGGGGCCAGCAGGCCAGCCGGGAAUAGGGCUCACCUGCUGUGCAAGGACUCGGCAGGAAGCAGGGCUUUUGUGGGGACUGUUGGGAUAGGCUCUGGUGACUCGGUGCCUUUGCCUUCCACCUUCUGAGUCUGAUGCCCCACCUCCCAGGGUAGGCACCUGGGCGCAGGCCAGUGGCCACCUUUUUGGGGUGAGUCUUUGGCAGGAAGCCAAGCAGAAGGCUGAAGGUCCCCAGAGGCCUCACAUCUAGACAUGGGUACCCCCAGAAGGAUCCGUGUGGCCACCAUUGUAGGUGUGAACAAAGACCUAACCACCGCUGUUCUUGGUUUCCUCACUCACCUACCUUCCCUUUGGUUUGCUUAUGGAUAUUUGGAAUUUUCCCCCAAUUUGUGCCAGAUUUUGGGUCAAAUUUUAGGCUGACAAUUCCCUUCUCAUUCUCUAUUCUUGGGAAAGAAAAGUUAGCAUUUCCCUUCCCAUUUACUUGAACUUUGUAGUCUCUUUUCUUUCUGGGAGCGAGGGGGAGCCUGCCGUUGUUUCUGCCCGAUUCUAGAGGCAUCUGCUCCCAGCAGCCUGUGAGGGGGACCCUCUCCAGCAGCCCUCCCUUCCUCCAGGGCUUCAUGCUUUAGGGCCGAAAUCCCACCCUGGUAGCAUGGAAAUCUGAGAAUAUAGCAUCUCAGAACACUUGUGCUGCUGAGCGCCUCCUGCAGGGCAGAGAUCAGAGCACAUGUGGAGGACGUGUUCCAUGCUGUCCUGACAGCAGCCCCUCGGAGCCCUCCGGCACGCUCUGCCAUGGCCACCAUGCACUCCUGGCCAUGGGACUGCCAGCAGCUGACUCUGGGUGGCAGGCACCGGUCCUGCCUGGGUUGGCGGGCUCAACUCCAGCUGAGGCUGCCUAUGGACAUUUCUCUGGACACUAUGGCUAAUUUGGUUCAAACCGCACAGCGGCUGCUGCCGUUUUAUUAAACACAGUGUGAAGUAAACCCAUCUGCUUCUAAGCCCGUGUUCUGGGGAAGAACCACCUACUUGUGCCGUCUCCUGUCUAGCUCCAGCCCUGGGUCUGUGGAGAGCGACUGGCCCAGUGACUGGCCCUGGGUCUCAUUCCUGCCCUCCAGCCUGCUCAUUGGUCCUGGGGUCGGGGGCGGGGGGCGUGGUGGAAUGGGCCCUCGCCUCAGGAGAGGAGUUCUGAGCCUCCCUUCCCAGAGCUUCCAGUGAUUUUAAUGGAAAGGGUAGAAGCUCAUACAUUUCUGGAAAACAUCCUCGAGUUUUUAAAAGAUAAAAAAAUAAAACUAGAGCUGGAAUCCAGAUCUGGCUGCCGCAGAAACGGGUGUUCUGAGAAGACCAGCCUGGAGUCCCUCUGCCUGGUAGUCUGGA
Molecule: messenger RNA, 3733 nt
Organism: Trichechus manatus latirostris (Florida manatee)
Lineage: Eukaryota; Metazoa; Chordata; Mammalia; Sirenia; Trichechidae
Gene: IVD
Product: isovaleryl-CoA dehydrogenase
Exons: 11
Coding region: 1057-2178 (373 amino acids)
Biological process (GO): L-leucine catabolic process
Cellular component (GO): mitochondrion
Molecular function (GO): flavin adenine dinucleotide binding; 3-methylbutanoyl-CoA dehydrogenase activity
Source: RefSeq, a predicted model, not a curated record